Molecule: messenger RNA, 845 nt
Organism: Ostrea edulis (European flat oyster)
Lineage: Eukaryota; Metazoa; Mollusca; Bivalvia; Ostreida; Ostreidae
Exons: 3
Coding region: 70-738 (222 amino acids)
Source: RefSeq, a predicted model, not a curated record
UAUUAAGUGCAGGUGCGCGGUAGUUAUAGAAGAGAACACAUCAGUCCAGAGCAUUACCAGACAACGACAAUGAAGAUGAUAGAUGUAUUGUUGUUCCUUAUCUUUGUACAUCCAAUGUUGACAACCAUGAAUCAAUAUCUGUUUUCACGCAUACAAACUAUUCCGACCAGUUCUUGUCAGACUGUCAGAAAUAAUUCGUUCUCUUUGAGCUACUGUGUUCAACUAUGUGUGUACCAUAGUCACUCUAUACAUGUAGUCAGCCGCAACACUGUUACAAAGGAGUGUGUUUGCUGUAAUUUGCCGCUUUCAGGACCUGCUAAAAUUGGCAUGGAUUGGAUGUCUUUUAGUACACUCACGUGUCCAGAGGGAUACACUACUAGCCAAUGUGAAUAUUCUAAGAUUUGUUUGAAAUACGUUUCCACGAGUACCACAUAUCCGAAAGCGAUGAACAACUGCAAACGAGAUGGCGGAGAUCUUAUUCGAAUAGAUUCAAAGCAGAAAUUCGAUAUCUUCAAGGCAUAUUUAGGAUCUUCCAUGGUCCAGGUGUGGGUUCAGGCGGUGAAAGAGGAUAUGGUAUGGAAAUUUCAUGAUGGAACGUUAUUCCCAAUCCCAGAUUAUUGUCCCAUCGUAGAGUCUAAUGAGGUUACAGAAAUUCACUUCCGGUACAAAAAUGACGACAAUAUCUACCAAGAUGCCCCACCUUCAAACAUGUUUCACUACAUGUGUGAAUUACUUUAGGAAAAAUACAGCUGAACUACAUCCGUAUUAUAUUGUUGUAUGUGGCUGAUAUCACAUUUCACUCAGUUUCACAAAUAGUCAAAAUAAAAUAAACAUCAUGAAAAAAA